Molecule: messenger RNA, 1057 nt
Organism: Daucus carota subsp. sativus
Lineage: Eukaryota; Viridiplantae; Streptophyta; Magnoliopsida; Apiales; Apiaceae
Product: putative gamma-glutamylcyclotransferase At3g02910
Exons: 1
Coding region: 51-563 (170 amino acids)
Cellular component (GO): cytosol
Molecular function (GO): gamma-glutamylaminecyclotransferase activity
Source: RefSeq, a predicted model, not a curated record
AUGAGUAUAUAACAAAAAAGGUAACUCCUCGUGACACAAUCCAAUCAGAAAUGGGUGGAGACAACACUGAAACCAACCCAACCCAAACCCUCAUCUUCACCUACGGCACCCUCAAGCGCGGCUUCCCCAACCACAAUCUCCUCCUCGAAAUGCUCUCCUCCGGCGACGCCGAUUUCAUCGGCGUCUACACCACCGCCGAUAAGCUCCCCCUCGUCUGCGGCCCCUUCAAAGUCCCUUUCCUCCUGAAUCUCCCCGGAUCAGGCCACCACGUCGCGGGGGAAUUGUACUCGGUGUCCGAUAAGGCCCUGGUCCGCAUCGACGAGCUGGAGGGCUUGGCCACGGGGCAUUACGAGAGAAUGCCGGUGCGACUGAACGGAGUUUCGGCGGCUCAGGCGUAUUAUGCGCACCGGAAUUAUGCGAUGGAUCUGUGGAAGAGGAAUGGGGAGAAGGGGUUUGAUUGUUACACGGAGGUUCAGGCGAAAGGGUAUGUGAGACGGGGAGAUAGGCCGAGGGGAGUUUCGUUUUUGGAUCAUAUCAGGAAUUUUGUAUCGUCUUCUAAUUAGACGGAUUGGUUUAGAUUGGAUUGGGAUUGUUCGAUUGUUUGUUGAUUAUGAAAUCAACCGAAUUUUAUGUCAGUGAUUCAGACUUGUGGGUAUAUUGCUGUUGUUAUUUGUUAAGUUUCCAUUUGGUCUUGAACGAGCCGACUAGGAAUCCUUCCCAGCCAUGUUUUACGAAGGUCUUGCAAUACGUGUCGAGUCCUCCGUCUCAUAUCAAUAUUAUUAAACGGGACGGAGUGAGUAGAAUUAAUGUAUUAUUCAGGAGUAGUAUUAUUCAAGAGUCAAUUUGUCUGCUCAUGGCAACUAAAGGUUAGUAGAGAUAACUCAUGGAGAAGGAUAGUUGAGAUAACUACCCCUUGAGGCCAUCGAAUGGUAUAAUAAAUGUAUGUCAUAGGUAAAAUAUAGCAGAAAGAUCACAAAAGAUCUUGCAAUUUGGUUUCUACAUUACAUACAAGUUAUAGUAUGUUUGAUAUUUAAAUGCACCUAUAGUCAUUUUAUGA